AUGGGGGUGUUGAAGAUACCGCAGAGGGUGGAAUACAAAAUACCACAGGACAGAAUCCCACAGUACAAAAUCUACCCGGACAGAAUCCCACAGUACAAAAUACCACAGGACAGAAUCCCACAGUACGAAAUCUACCCGGACAGAAUCCCACAGUACAAAAUACCACAGGACAGAAUCCCACAGUACGAAAUCUACCCGGACAGAAUCCCACAGUACAAAAUACCACAGGACAGAAUCCCACAGUACGAAAUCUACCCGGACAUAAUCCCACAGUACAAAAUACCACAGGACAAAAUCCCACAGUACGAAAUCUACCCGGACAGAAUCCCACAGUACAAAAUACCACAGUACGAAAUCCCACAGUACGAAAUCUACCCGGACAUAAUCCCACAGUACAAAAUACCACAGGACAGAAUCCCACAGUACAAAAUCUACCCGGACAUAAUCCCACAGUACAAAAUACCACAGGACAGAAUCCCACAGUACGAAAUCUACCCGGACAUAAUCCCACAGUACAAAAUACCACAGGACAAAAUCCCACAGUACGAAAUCUACCCAGACAGAAUCCCACAGUACAAAAUACCACAGGACAUAAUCCCACAGUACGAAAUCUACCCGGACAGAAUCCCACAGUACAAAAUACCACAGGACAUAAUCCCACAAAGUGAAAAUAGGGACAAAAUCCCACACAAUAAAAUUUAA
Messenger RNA from Gigantopelta aegis, 702 nucleotides. RefSeq names its product repetitive proline-rich cell wall protein 2-like. NCBI's taxonomy places the organism in Eukaryota, Metazoa, Mollusca, Gastropoda, Neomphalida, Peltospiridae. The coding region runs from base 1 to 702 and encodes 233 amino acids. The transcript has 2 exons. The record is from RefSeq and is a predicted model, not a curated record.